Beauveria bassiana ARSEF 2860 is the source of this 909-nucleotide messenger RNA. Its product is annotated as methyltransferase domain-containing protein. The record is from RefSeq and is a predicted model, not a curated record. The transcript has 2 exons. The coding region runs from base 1 to 909 and encodes 302 amino acids. NCBI's taxonomy places the organism in Eukaryota, Fungi, Ascomycota, Sordariomycetes, Hypocreales, Cordycipitaceae. Gene Ontology annotation, molecular function: S-adenosylmethionine-dependent methyltransferase activity.
AUGUCAUUGUUUGCGAAAAAAGCCUUUUCGGCGGCUGGCUACGCUGCGAGCAGACCCUCGUAUCCUGCUGCUUUGUUCCAGACAGUACUCAAUUAUCACAAUGCGCAGAAGUCCGACGGCACAUUACUGGAUUUGGGGUGCGGCCACGGACUUAUUUCCCGCGAGCUGAGCCCUAAAUUUGCCAAAGUUAUUGCGACAGACCCCAGCCUAAACAUGGUCACGCAGGCCAAGAGCAUGACACAGGAUGGCAAGAUUGAAAUUCGACAGGCCAAGGCCGAAGACCUGUCCUUUCUGCCGGACCAGUCAGUAGAUCUGGUAGUGUCGGGCCAAGCGGCGCAUUGGUUCGACUACAGCAAGGCGUGGCCCGAGAUUGCUCGCGUGGUCAAGCCAGGAGGGUCGCUGGCGUUCUGGGGUUACAAGGAUAACGUGCUACUCGGCCAUCCCAAGGCCAAUGUGAUUUUCGACAAGUUUAGCUACGGCGAGGAGGAUAUCGCGCCGGGUAUCGAGACCAUGGGCCGCCACUGGGAGCAGCCAGGCCGAAACAUCCUGCGCAAGCUGCUCGCGGACGUUGUGCCGCCGGCGAGCCAGUGGGAAGCGGUGCAGCGUAUCGAAUACGAGGUCGAUGACGAGGCGACUGAGGCAGACAUUGGCGAUGCGUGGAUGGUCCAGGAGACGACGCUGGGCGGCUUUGAAAGCUACGUGAGGACGGCGAGUAGCUAUCUCGGCUGGAAAGGGGCGCAUCCGGAGCGGAAGAGCCGCGCAGACGGGGGAGAAGGGGACAUUGUAGACAUGCUCAUGGACGAGAUCGUUGCGUCGGAACCAAAGUGGAAGGAGAUGGGAGACAACUGGCGCGAUGCGAAGGUCAAGACGGUCUGGGGCUCGUUUAUUCUAAUGGCGAAGCGAAAAUAA